This is a messenger RNA of Notodromas monacha, 3762 nucleotides long. Lineage: Eukaryota; Metazoa; Arthropoda; Ostracoda; Podocopida; Cyprididae. The record is from the annotation of a GenBank genome assembly.
AUGGCCGAAGAAUUGGCGGAAUUCUUCCGGAAUCAAGACAUGAAAGAAAGAAAAAGGCGCGCGUCGCCAUUGGUGGCAUGCAGCGUGUGCGGCGGUGUGUGUUGCAAUGAUGAUGGAGCGCGGCGAAUGUUGGGUAACGAGCUGUCUACCUCAGCGACAGUCAGGGACGUUCUGUUGGAAGCUUUGGGACAGCCUGCCGGCCAAGACCCCUUCCUGGACCGAAUGCAAGCGGAAUUGUGCCAGCCCUGCUUUGGGCUUCUGCACCGCAUUCAUGACCUCAACACCGAAUUGGCGGACCACCACCAACUCUUGGCCCAGCUAUACGCAAAUGGUGAUGCGAGACAGGACUCGCAUACGUUCCUCGUUGGUUAUUUUGAUCGAAGAAGGCGGAGGAAUGAGAACGACGAAGUGAUCCAAUCAGGAGAGGAUGAUGAAGGCAACAGUGGUUUGGAACCCAUCGUUGAUACACACGAGGUUUGGGACAGCAUGGCGGGGUUGCGUGGACGGCAAGAACGGGUUGGACGACGGGGCCAGCGACAGUUGGCAGGGGUUCGGAGCCCACCACCUCUUUUGAAAGAAGGAAAGAGAAAACGUCGAUUAACGUGCGUGACAGACAAAAAGCUUUACGCAACGGCCAAUGAGUCUGCACAGCAACGUGCGUCGAAAACGCCUCGACGCAUGCAACACUUUUCUUGCAUUAAGCAAGAAUGCACCACGUCCACUACUACGAAUGGAAAGGCUGUUGAGGAUUGUUUGUCAAUAUUGCUGGCAACACUUUUGGACGGUGGUGGCAUUGAUAUGAAUGUUGAAGAGGACGAACUCCAAUUGACAACAGCGUGGGGACAGGCCGUGUGUUUUCUCGGCGGGAGCCUGGAGGGUGCCCCAACACGCGUCAGUUAUGAAGACGUACUGGGAGAGCCGGAGCUGAAGAUGUCAGGUCGCUACGUGAGUGCGUGCUGUGACUUGUACGUGGAAUGCUCAGUUUUUGCCGAUGGACGUCCCGUUGCUUUUCCAGUGCAGACCGGCUAUAAACCGUUCACAAACCGUUGGAGCUGGAACGAGUGGGUAUGGCUACCUGUGAAGUGGUGCGAUUUGCCACGCAGUGCCGUCCUGUGCUUGACGGUGUGGGACUGCCACGGGCCCGGAAAGCGGGCCCCAGUAGGUGGCACGACUUUGUCCCUGUUUGGUGCCCAUGGACAGUUACGGGAGGGCAUCCGAGACCUCAAGGUUUGGCGGGACGUUGAAGCAGACGGCGGAUCCGUCACAAGUACGCCGGGGAAACUUGUGGUAGAGGACGGUCAUCAGGAAAUGCGUCGAUUGUCUAAGCUGGUCAAGAAACACCGGUCUGGUAGGAUGCAACGCGUCGACUGGCUGGAUCGCAUGACUUUCCGCGAGAUUGAACUCAUCAACGAGCGCGAGAAGCGUGCCACAAACGAAAUGUAUCUCGUGGUGGAGUUCCCACGCUUCGAAUUCAAUGGCGUGCAGUAUACAAUUGUUUACUUCGAACCCGACGGUGAAGAGGUUUUCCAGGCCCGAGGAAAUAGCAGCUUCUCGGUUGUGGCGGACUUCGAAAUGUUUCAAGAAAAUCUUGUUGAAGCAAAACAUCAGAAGUUGGCGCGGUCGCUGCGGAGCGGGUUGUCUGAUCGUGACCUCAAGCCCAAUUCGGGGAUCCGGGAUGCCCUGCAGCGAAUCACCCUUUACCCACCGACGCAGCACCUCACACCGGAAGAGCAGGACCUUGUGUGGCGUUACCGCUUUUACUUGACAGCCAACAAAAAAGCCUUGUCCAAGUUUCUUCAGUGUGUGCCUUGGGGUCUUCGUGACGCGUGCAAGCAGGCUGGUGAGCUGCUGACGCAAUGGUCGCCGCCGGAUCCUGAAGAUGCGCUGGAGCUUCUGGGCCCUAAGUUUGAUGCCUACACGGCCCAGCGGAUGGUGCGAAAGUAUGCCGUGUUGCGCCUCAAAGAGGCGCCAGAUGACGACCUCUUGCUGUACCUCCUACAAUUGGACUUCAUGACGAAUAGAUCGAUGAGCGUUGAGAAGCAGAGAGCGGCGCAUGGAGGAGCUGAAGCAACAAACGGACUUGGAGAGCAACAACAGCAAACACUGCAACGUGCAAUCAUUGGAGACGGUGAUGAAAGACGGGACGCUGAAGGAGUUGAGUUUGGAUUUGGACCAGACCUGGACCUUGCCAGCUUCUUGAUUCAUCGCUCCUGCCAUAACACUGUUCUCGCGUCCUAUUUGCACUGGUACCUGUUGAUUGAAUGCGAAGACCCGGUCGGGGGUUCCCCCACGCCUGCCACUUGGUCCUCGUCAUCGACGUCAUCCGUGAUGGCGACAACUGCGAUUACUGCUUCACCAGGAGCAGGCAAUACUGCCUUUAGUGCUUUGUCUGGUAAGGGUUAUGGCGAAGAAGAGCGGGUGACCGUGCCGGCAGAGAGAGGAGCUGAAGAUACUGGGCGAGAAGAUAUGCCCGACUUGAAUAUCAGCAAGCCUCAGAGGAUAGACUCGCAAGCUGUGCGGAACAUGUACUUGGCCAUCAUGCGGCGGUUCCAGCACGCCUUGAUGAAAGGCGGGAAAGAAUGUAGGUGCCGCCGGUCGCUGUUGGCCAAACAGCAGCACUUCGUGGAUAAGCUUGUAGGGCUCAUGAAAACAAUUGCACGUGAAAGCGGGAACCGGCGCAAAAAGAUCGAACGUCUGCGUUCGUUGUUGUCUGACCCACAGAGCCACAAGCUUAAUUUGUCUUCGUUUGAUCCCUUGCCGUUCCCAUUGGACCCGGGCGGCAUCAAGAUCGUGGGUGUUGUGCCGGAAAAGUCGUCAUUGUUCAAGUCAUCCCUGAUGCCGGCCAAGCUUGCAUUCCGCACGAUUGACAAUACAGACGUGGUGGCCAUUUUCAAGCAUGGUGACGACCUGCGGCAAGAUCAACUCAUACUGCAAAUGAUCAUUUUGAUGGACAAGCUCAUGAGGCGGGACCAUCUGGACCUGAAGCUGACCCCGUAUCGCGUGCUGGCGACUAGUACGAAACACGGCUUUGUGCAGUACGUGGAGUCGGCUGCGAUCGCGGAGAUACUCAAUCAGGACGGUAGCAUCCAAAACUUCCUCAGAAAACACAAUCCUUCCGACACAGGCCCAUAUGGAAUUGCAACAGAGGUGAUGGACAACUACGUGCGUAGUUGCGCUGGUUACUGCAUCAUCACCUAUUUGCUCGGCGUCGGAGACAGACAUCUCGACAAUCUCCUUCUCACCACAUCAGGCAGACUCUUCCAUAUUGACUUUGGAUACAUUCUUGGGCGUGAUCCAAAGCCGAUGCCGCCGCCCAUGAAGUUGAGCCGUGAAAUGGUGGAGGCCAUGGGUGGCCCGGGCUCGGACCAGUAUCAAGAGUUCAAAAGCAAAUGCUUUACAUCAUUUCUUUAUUUGAGAAGACAUGCUAACUUGAUCAUCAACCUGUUUGCACUCAUGGUUGACGCAAACGUGCCGGACAUUGCGCUGGAGCCGGACAAGACAGUUAGAAAAGUCCAGGACAAAUUUUGCUUGGGCAUGAGCGACGAAGAAGCUGUGCAAUACAUUCAGGGCAUCAUUGAUGAGUCUGUGUCUGCAGUCAUGCCUAUGCUGGUGGAGCAAAUCCAUAAGUUUGCGCAGUACUGGCGCAAGUGACGAUUUUUCCAAAGCUUGAUUUCCGUAUUUUUCGUUGUUCCCAUUCCAUUGCAAAUUUUUUUACAUAUAUUGUAUGAGAACAGAAAUGCAAUGAACUAUCCAUCCUCUGAA